GGGACUGUUUAUUAUAGCUGCUAGGGGAGGAGCUGCCCACUGCUGCGCUGACUAGGCCAGGACCAGGACUGUGAGGACAGGGGGACCGCCAUGACUGACUCAGAGACAGCCAGCUAUGUACUAGCUUAUCUGCUCAAGCACAACUAUUCUCAAACUGCCUCUACUUUCCUACAAGAGUGUCAAGUCCUCCCCUCCAAGUCGCUCCUGAUCCUACCAGAGACUCCUCUCCACUCACUCAUAGCAGAGCACAAGUUACGAUCUGAUGCCACUGUUCUCAUGAGCACGAUGGGACCCUCCAGCUCAUGGAGGGCACUCUGGGAUAAACUACACAUCACUCUGGAACAACUCAAGGUAGUGUAUGAAGAGGGACCCACUCUGAAGGCACACAAUCAUGGUACUACAUCGCUGAGUCAGCGUCCUAGAGUCACUCAACUACGCAAGCCAACACAUCACCCACUGCCCACACAACCACCCACACCGCCCACACAACCCUCACGAGCCUCACCGCCCUCACAAGUCACACAGGAGAUGGCUCACACCAUCACACUAUCUCCACAUAGAAGAAAACCUGUGCCUAAACGCAAGGAGCUCACUGACAGUCCACUAAGAGGUCCCCCACUCUCCCCCUCCACUCAGCACAUGUUUGACUCUCUCAUGGGAGACUCAGAAUUACCCGGCAAACUGGCAGACAUUAUUAAUCGCUGUGUCUCACGGGAUGAAUCUACCUCUGAGCGUUCACCUUUGACCUUGAGUACAAUUAUUGAUCGGACGUACUCUGACCCCGCACUGGAAGGCCUACUGCAUACAUCAUUGGAUGGUCCUAGUCAUGUGAUACCCCCUGACGAUCAUGUGAUACCUCCUGAUGAUCAUGUGAUACCUCUUGAUGACGACCAUUCAACACACAGUGAUGAUUCAGCUCUACAGUCUCCUCCACCUGCUAAGAAACCACGAGCGGACACCAUGACUGAGCAGGAUAUUGAGGCCUUCCUAGACCAACUGCACAGCUAGCAGAGCUACAACCUGUCUGAUCAUUGGACACUCGUAUUGUGUUUAUCAUUAUCUGCUUAUCAUUGCUGAGUUCAUUACAGUAUCAUUCUGUGCAAUUUAUUUCAAUUCGUUAAAAAUUAAAUGUUAUAAAUCA
Messenger RNA from Halichondria panicea, 1141 nucleotides. RefSeq lists its product as uncharacterized. Bases 91 to 1008 code for a protein of 305 amino acids. Lineage: Eukaryota; Metazoa; Porifera; Demospongiae; Suberitida; Halichondriidae. The transcript is spliced from 9 exons. Gene Ontology annotation, molecular function: protein binding. The record is from RefSeq and is a predicted model, not a curated record.